Molecule: messenger RNA, 1107 nt
Organism: Trichoderma harzianum CBS 226.95
Lineage: Eukaryota; Fungi; Ascomycota; Sordariomycetes; Hypocreales; Hypocreaceae
Product: glycoside hydrolase family 88 protein
Exons: 1
Coding region: 1-1107 (368 amino acids)
Biological process (GO): polysaccharide catabolic process
Molecular function (GO): chondroitin hydrolase activity
Source: RefSeq, a predicted model, not a curated record
AUGCGAGUCGCAUUACGUCCACCACCCACCAACGGCUACUUCCCACAUCGGACAGAUAGCACUCAGUUUCUCUAUCGUUACGAACCAUCUCAUUGGUGGACUUCUGGGUUCUUCCCCGGAUCCCUUUGGCUCCUUUACGAGCGCUCAUUGCGUGUCAAUCUUUCAUUCUCAUCGGACGAGAUCCUUGCACAGGCACUGAAGUGGCAAAAGGGCAUGGAACAGGAGCAACAUAACGAGGAAACGCACGAUCUUGGUUUCAUGAUUCUUCCUGCAUUCUAUCGGCAUUACAAACACUUCAAUAAUGCUGCUAGCAAAGAGAUUAUCAUCAAUGCUGGCACUUCGCUUGCCUCGAGAUGGAGCGAAAAAGUGCAGUGCUUGCGCUCAUGGGACACAUGUCUUACCAAACGAUUCAAUUUCGAGAACAAAAACAAGGAUUUCCUGGUUAUAAUCGACAACAUGAUGAAUCUUGAUCUUUUAUACAUUUGCUCAGAAUUGACGGGAGAUGAUGAGUUUCGGAGAAUCGCGACCGCUCAUGCUCAUACAACGCUACAAAAUCACUUACGUGAAGACAGCUCCACUUACCAUCUUGUCAAUUAUAACCCGGAGACGGGAGAGGUAAAGGGUCGGUACACAAUCCAGGGCUACGAUGAUAGCAGCUGCUGGAGUCGAGGUCAGGCUUGGGCGUUGUACGGUUAUGCAACCAUCUACAAGUACACAAAGGACAGGAAGUUCUUAGAUGCAGCAAAUAACUGCACCAGAUACUUUUGUGACCGCAUUGGAAACACCCACGGUGCUGUGGUCUGGGACUUCGAUGCGCCACGAUCUCCGAUCAUUCUAGACACAUCGGCCGCGGCCAUUGCGUGUUCAGGAAUACUACUUUUAUAUCAGCUGACCGGUGACAGCCGCUAUCUACCAUGGGUAACGCAAAUGAUGAGAUAUUGUUUGUCACAAACGUUAGCCCCCGAUGGUAGCGAUACAGUCCUCAGAGACGCUACUGUUAACAACAAUAAAGACGCGAUUGAACAAUCUUCUCAAACAGGGCUGGUAUAUGCUGAUUAUUAUUUGUUAGAAGCUGGGAAUAGGUUGCUCGACAUAGAACUGAACUAG